Messenger RNA from Oryctolagus cuniculus (rabbit), 5186 nucleotides. RefSeq names its product contactin 5 (gene CNTN5). Lineage: Eukaryota; Metazoa; Chordata; Mammalia; Lagomorpha; Leporidae. Gene Ontology annotation, molecular function: cell-cell adhesion mediator activity. The record is from RefSeq and is a predicted model, not a curated record. Gene Ontology annotation, biological process: axon guidance; cell-cell adhesion; brain development. Gene Ontology annotation, cellular component: plasma membrane; axon.
GCUGAGGAGGACCCCAGGAGCCGCUCUCUCGGAACUGUGCCGACGGGCAGGAGGAUGGGAGCCAGGGAUUGAGAGUCCGAGAGGAAGGACAGGGGAGGCUGGCAUCUCAUUGGUGACCAUAACGAUUGUCAUUUAAUGCUGUUCAAGAUCUAAGCAUCGUUUUUGCAUGACUGCUACAAAAGGAUUACUUUCCAGAAACCAGUUCCUUCCUCAAGAGUGUAAUUUGGGCCCUGUUUUCAGAAAGCAGGAAGCUCUUUAAUGAAGACACAUCAGAGCUGCUAAGCAUACUGGAACACAGACUUCCAGUGACCAAGGAUGGCUUCCUCCUGGAAACUCAUUCUGUUCCUGUCAGUCACCGGGUGUCUUUCAGAUUAUUCCAAAGCUCUUCCUGGUCUUCCCACUUCAUACGCUGCAUUGCUAAGAAUUAAAAAGAGUUCUUCCUCAUCUCUCUUGGGUUCGAGGGCCAGAUCCAGAUACAGCAGCACUUCAUUAGGAACACUGAGUGUUUCCUCACCCAGCUGGCGAGGGGUGGCUCAACAUUAUUAUUCUCCAAUCAAUCUUUAUCAUUCCUCAGAUGCCUUCAAACAGGAUGAAAGUGUGGACUAUGGGCCAGUGUUUGUGCAAGAACCAGAUGAUAUCAUUUUCCCAACUGAUUCUGAUGAAAAGAAGGUGGCAUUGAAUUGUGAAAGUCGUGGCAACCCAGUUCCCAGUUACAGAUGGCUUCGAAAUGGAACAGAAAUAGAUUUGGAGAGUGAUUAUCGCUAUAGUUUGAUAGAAGGUACUUUCAUCAUAAGCAACCCAAGUGAAGCAAAGGAUGCUGGUCAUUAUCAAUGUUUAGCAACCAACACUUUCGGAAGUAUUCUUAGUAGAGAAGCCAUACUUCAGUUUGCCUAUCUGGGAAAUUUUAGUGGCCGGACAAGAAGUGCUGUGUCUGUGCGGGAAGGCCAGGGGGUCGUUCUGCUGUGCUCUCCUCCGCCUCAUUCGCCAGAGAUCAUCUAUAGCUGGGUCUUUAAUGAGUUCCCUUCCUUUGUGGCAGAAGAUAGUCGGCGGUUCAUUUCUCAGGAAACAGGCAACCUUUAUAUUUCGAAAGUCCAAGCUUCAGACGUUGGCAGCUAUAUUUGUCUGGUGAAAAACACAGUGACAAAUGCUCGAGUACUCAGUCCUCCAACACCACUCACUCUACGAAAUGAUGGUGUGAUGGGAGAAUAUGAGCCGAAAAUUGAGGUCCAUUUCCCUUUCACAGUUACAGCUGCUAAGGGAACAACUGUUAAGAUGGAGUGCUUUGCACUUGGCAACCCUGUUCCAACAAUCACAUGGAUGAAGGUUAACGGUUACAUCCCUAGUAAGUCGCGCCUGCGGAAGUCCCAGGCAGUGCUGGAAAUACCGAAUGUGCAGCUGGAUGACGCAGGCAUUUAUGAGUGCAGAGCUGAAAACGCCCGUGGGAAAAAUUCCUUCCGUGGACAAUUACAAGUGUACACUUACCCUCACUGGGUGGAAAAACUGAAUGACACUCAGUUGGACAGUGGCAGCCCUCUCCGAUGGGAAUGUAAGGCUACUGGAAAACCCAGACCCACGUUUCGUUGGCUGAAAAAUGGAGCACCCCUCUUACCUCAGAGUAGGGUUGAGAUGGUUAAUGGAGUACUGAUGAUCCACAGUGUGAACCAAUCAGAUGCUGGAAUGUAUCAGUGUUUAGCUGAAAAUAAGUAUGGAGCCAUUUAUGCCAGCGCAGAGCUGAAGAUUCUAGCUUCAGCUCCCACUUUUGCACCGAAUCAACUAAAGAAAACCAUCAUUGUGACUAAAGGCCGAGAAGUCGAAAUAGAGUGCAAACCCCAAGGCUCUCCAAAGCCAGCCAUCUCCUGGAAGAAAGGAGACAAAGCAGUUAGGGAAAACAAAAGAAUAGCUAUUCUUCCAGACGGGAAUCUACGGAUCCUAAAUGCUUCUAAAUCAGAUGAGGGAAAGUACGUUUGCCGAGGGGAAAACAUCUUUGGUUCUGCUGAAAUUGUAGCUUCGGUAUCGGUAAAAGAACCUACAAGGAUAGAACUUACUCCUAAAAGAAUAGAGUUAACAGUGGGAGAAAGCAUCGUCCUUAACUGCAAAGCAAUCCAUGAUGCUAGUUUGGAUGUCAAUUUCUUCUGGACGCUAAAAGGACAGCCUAUUGAGUUUGAGAAAGAAGGUGGACAUUUUGAGAGCAUCAGGGCCCAAGCAUCCUCUGCAGAUUUAAUGAUCAGGAACAUCCUUCUGAUGCAUGCUGGGAGAUAUGGCUGCAGGGUACAGACCACAGCAGACAGUGUGUCAGAUGAGGCAGAACUUCUUGUUAGGGGUCCCCCUGGUCCCCCAGGGGUGGUGAUUGUGGAGGAAAUCACCGAAAGCACGGCCACACUCUCCUGGAGCCCAGCAGCUGACAACCACAGCCCCGUCACCUCCUACAACCUCCAGGCUCGCAGCCCAUUCUCCCUGGGCUGGCAAACAGUGAAAACAGUUCCAGAAAUAAUAACAGGAGACAUGGAAUCAGCCAUGGCAGUGGACUUAAAUCCCUGGGUGGAAUAUGAAUUUCGAGUGGUGGCCACAAAUCCCAUUGGGACAGGAGAUCCAAGUACGCCAUCUCGAAUGAUACGCACAAAUGAGGCAGUUCCAAAGACAGCACCCACCAAUGUAAGUGGAAGAAGUGGUCGAAGGCAUGAGUUAGUGAUUGCCUGGGAGCCAGUAUCUGAAGAGUUUCAAAAUGGGGAAGGCUUUGGCUACAUUGUGGCUUUCCGACCCAAUGGAACACGUGGCUGGAAGGAGAAAAUGGUGACAUCCUCCGAAGCCUCCAAAUUCAUUUAUCGAGAUGAGAGUGUCCCUCCUCUUACUCCCUUUGAAGUGAAAGUCGGCGUGUACAACAAUAAGGGGGAUGGGCCUUUUAGCCAAAUUGUGGUCAUCUGUUCAGCUGAAGGAGAACCCAGUGCUGCUCCCACAGAUGUCAAGGCUACAAGUAUGUCUAUGUCAGAGAUUCUUGUUGCAUGGAAACAUAUUAAAGAGAGUCUAGGAAGACCACAGGGAUUUGAGGUUGGUUACUGGAAAGACAUGGAACAAGAAGAUGCAGCAGAAACCGUCAAAACCAGGGGGAAUGAGUCAUUCGUCAUCCUGACAGGACUAGAAGGAAACACACUGUAUCACUUCACAGUGAGGGCUUACAAUGGAGCUGGAUACGGGCCACCCAGCAGUGAAGUGAGUGCAACCACCAAGAAAUCCCCCCCCAGUCAAGCACCUAGCAACCUCAGGUGGGAGCAGCAAGGCUCUCAGGUUUCUCUGGGCUGGGAACCUGUCAGAUCAUUAGCCAAUGAAUCUGAAGUCUUGGGUUACAAGGUUUUUUAUAGGCAAGAGGGUCACACCAACAGUCAAGUUAUUGAAACCCAGAAACCGCAAGCAGUAGUACCACUCCCUGAUGCUGGAGUCUAUAUUAUCGAAGUUCGAGCAUACAGUGAAGGUGGGGAUGGAACCAACAGUUCUCAAAUCAGGGUGCCAUCGUAUUCAGGUGGGAAAAUCACAAGUGCUCAGUCAACUCUCCACACUCUCUCCACAUCAUCUUCGGUAACACUGCUCUUGGCAUUGAUGAUUCCUUCAACCUCAUGGUGAAACCUGCUGAGUUAAUUCACUUUUCUUUGCUUUAGCUUGAUAACAGCAGUGAAUAGAGUAUAGUGUAGAUGGAGACCCAGGAUCCUGAGAUGAGCUUUAAACACUUGGGACUACAUGUGGUGCACUUAGAGGAGACUUGGAACUAUUACUUAUCCAUCAGGUUUCUCUUUGUUUUUUUUGUAAAUUGAGAGGACAGUUCUAGGUCCAGUAAAAAAUAUGCAGAUUGUAUGUAAUGAAUUUUUGUAAGUAAAGGCAAUUUCUGUCAAAUGUAUUCUUUACUUUUUUAAUAUGUUGGAAUUUCAUUUUAUAUCUAAUGAUUCUGAGUGUGUACCAUCCAUUUAUUAAGUAAGUGGUCCCUAGCAGAUGUUUCAAAGACAAAUACAAAACUGAGAAUGAAAAGCUUGCUUAAGACUGAGUCUAAUGUUUUUCAUUUUCCCUACAGCUGAUUAUUCCGACUGCCAUAUCUGCAGGAGAUAUGAAAAAAAACUUCAGUUAUAUGGUUCAUUAUAGGAUAAGUACACAAAGUUUUCUCAAAAAUAUUGUGUGACUGAAUAGCAAAAUAGUUAAGAUUUGUCAGUAUGCUAUUCUAUAUGCACCCCUAGAGCAAGUUAUUAGGGCAGGGAAUAAACCAUUUAUAUCAGUGGAAAGUAAAUAGAAAUCGAGUCCAAAUGAAUUUAAGUGCAAUUGCUUUUCAUCAACGACUAUGUUAUCUAGCAGAAAAUACAGUAAAUGUUUAUUUUUAAAAACAAAAUAGUUUCAAGUUACAAAAAUCACUAAAACUAUAGAUACUGACAUGCUGCCAUGGGUGCUAAUUUAAAAAUGCAAUGAUUAUGGGACAGAACUUUUUCAUUUCUCCACCGACUGCCAAAACAGAUGUUGAAUUCAGUCCAAGGUUUCCUUCUAAUUGGAAAUCAUUUUAAGUAUAUGAAAUUUUGUUGGGCAAAUAAUUACGCAUACAUAUAGUCUAUGGAUUAAAAUGGUUCAAGCAUAAAAACUAAUUUUGUAUUUUUUGAAAACUGUUCCCUGCAUUAUAUGCCACUUAUGAAAUCUCACCAACUCCUAAAAUAAAGAGAUAUUAGAUAAAUUAAUUUAAAAAAUUUAGCUGUGAGGACAUAGCAUCAAUACAGAGGCUCAGCAAGUCCACCCAGCCAUGUACUCUAUAAGUCAGUGAUUUGAGAGGUGGUCCACAUUGCCCACAUUGAGGUACCACAUUUAAGUGGUCCUUGAUUGUGGCUGGAAAGCACAGUGAAAUCACUCUCCUUGAUGAUAUCAUUAUAGAAAUUCUAGCCAACAUGAGAAUGUAUCUGAGCUUGAAGAUGCUUGAAAAGAUAGUUCUUGCAUCUUCAUAUGCCAGAAAAGAACCUGGAAAAGUUUCAGUUUUAUAGGUAAUGUUAAUAUAAGAACACAAAGCAAUUUAUGUUCAGUUAUGCAAAACAAGCUUCUAACUCUAAUUGCAUCUUUAAUGGCAAACAAAAUAUUGAGUUCAAAUUUCUGGUUCUAGAGGUUAUACCUUGUGUAAUCAGAGGAGAGAUUGGAGUUUCUGUUCUGAAUAUCCUAAAAUGUUAGCCUCA